AAAUAUUUAUAAGAUACGAUCUGUUAAUGUACAGAACACAAACAUUUCAAAGGAAUUUAAAUAUCCUUACCAACAAAAUAACAGUACUUGUUUAGAUGGAAAAAAAACGUUGUUGCCAACACAUAGGCCAAUGCUCAAUGUAUUAUUAUUAUGAUUCUAACCUAGAUUUUUGUUUAUCAACGUGAGAGUUGAAACUCACUAUUAACAAGUUCCGACUGUAAGAUUACGUACAUUACAUGAUGAGCAGUGAAGAAGUGAUCGAGAUUUCCGAUGACAGUGAUUCAGAAUACAAAGCUGGCACAAGCGGUUCCAAGCAACCACACACAUCAGGAUUCGUUGAUUUAGAUUCAGAUGAGGAAUCUGAUGAGAGCAGUGACAGUGUGCAAUGGGUUGAAGAGGAGUCUGAGAGUGAACCCGAUUUGGACUGUGACCACUGGGAUGAUGAUUGUACUAUAUGUGACCUGAAACCUUCUACAAAGCUAAUUCAAGGCUAUCACCUAAUGCCAACAUGCAUUAGAGACCUACCAGAGAAAAGAAUGAAGAUGUCAGCAGAAUUGAAUGAUGUAUUUUGUAAUAGCGAAUAUGUGCAGAAGUUAUGUGACAAUUUUCAGAAUGGUAAUGCAUUCAUUGAUAAGGAAUGUGAGAUGAUCCUGGAUCCAUGGAAAGUUUUAGUAUGCAAUGACGUUGUAAGCAAUGUAGAUGUUUUGAAUAAUGUUAGGGAGGAGUUUAAUGAAAUUUCAUGGAAUGAGAGGAAAAUGGAUUUGUAUGAGUUUUUCCAGUCAAGGGAUUUAAGAAAAGAGCAAGGAUUUAAAAAUAUUAAUUGCAUUUAUGAACUCAUCAAGGGUGACUUGAUGAAGUUUGUUGCCAAGCUGUGCGGACUGGAGCUGGUUGAUGCUUCAGCUACUUGCAGCUUUUACAGUGACAGUGAUUUCCUACUUGUCCAUGAUGAUCAGCAAGAUACUAGAGCUGUGGCAUUUGUUCUGUAUUUGACUGGAGAAGAAGGCUGGGAAGAGAAUUGGGGUGGAGCACUGGAGCUUUUCGAUCGGAAUUCCCAGAAUCAACCGAAUGUUUGUACGAGGAGAGUUAUACCAAAAAAUAACCGUUUGGUGUUAUUCCCAGUUUCGGACUAUUCAUAUCACCAGGUGAAUGAAGUGAGGAGUAAAAAUUACUGCAGAUUAAGCAUUAACGGAUGGUUUCAUACUAAAGAACCAUUAAAGUUUGAAACUCCCACAUACGAGAAACCCAAGUGUGGUAUAUUAAGCGAUACACUGCAGAUCGUUGAAAAUAACGAAAUCAACUUGGAAGACUGGAUAGGUCCAAGAUUUUUAAACGAAGCGUAUGUAGGGGACAUCCAGGGUUAUAUGGAGGAGUCGUCGCAGUUAAGUCUUGCGACUUUCUUCAAUUCCAACAAGAUGAAGCGAGUUGUCGAAGUAUUGAAUUCGCAAGAUUUAGUUUGGAAGCACAUGGGACCACCGAAUCGUCAUAACUACGAGUACCUUGAUCUUGAGCAGGAGUUACCGCAGAUACUUAAGAAUUUCCUGGCGCUGUUCAAGUCCACGGAUUUCAUGCAACUGCUCAUGCAAUACACGCACUUGGAACUCGUCAAUUUCAGGUACGAGCUACAAAAGUGGACACCUGGAUGUUACUCUUUGCUAGGUGACCAAGAGGCGAAGAACAGGCUGGAUUUGUCUAUUAGCAUGGGUGAUCUAGAAGUGAUCGGUGGAAAAACGCAAUACGUAACGCUGGAGGAUGAGGUGCAGCAGGCUUUGGUGACGAUCGAUGUGGACGGAAGUCUGAAUUUAGUGUACGGUGACACGGCCAAAUAUAUAUCCUUCGUCAGCCACCAAAGCAAAUCUAAAGCCUACUACACCUUAACAGCAUCUUAUUUCGAAACGGAAGAGGAUGAUGAAAACUAGUACUAUAGUCUUAUAUAGUAUACACAUAAAACAGAUUCUAUAACGUAUAAAUAAUUGUAUUGAACACAUUUUUGUAAUAAA
Nicrophorus vespilloides is the source of this 1997-nucleotide messenger RNA. RefSeq names its product prolyl 3-hydroxylase sudestada1 (gene sud1). Gene Ontology annotation, molecular function: L-ascorbic acid binding; peptidyl-proline dioxygenase activity; iron ion binding. Bases 237 to 1916 code for a protein of 559 amino acids. Lineage: Eukaryota; Metazoa; Arthropoda; Insecta; Coleoptera; Silphidae. The record is from RefSeq and is a predicted model, not a curated record. Gene Ontology annotation, cellular component: cytoplasm. Gene Ontology annotation, biological process: regulation of translational termination; peptidyl-proline hydroxylation. The transcript is spliced from 5 exons.